Messenger RNA from Caenorhabditis angaria, 804 nucleotides. Lineage: Eukaryota; Metazoa; Nematoda; Chromadorea; Rhabditida; Rhabditidae. The record is from the annotation of a GenBank genome assembly.
AUGACGGCAAUUGCAGAACUAUCUGAUUAUUCAACUAUAUUUCUAACAGUAUCUUUGAGUGUUCUUCGAGUUUUUAUGGUUAGAAGUAAAAGUUCAAUUAAUUCAACCAAUCCAUCUGUUAGUUAUAAAAUAAUAAUUUGUUGCAUUCUAUUAUCAUCGUUUUUCUGUUGGCAUACUUUGUUAGCUAGAAUAACUCGCCUGGAUAAUCAGAAAGAAUUUAAAAAAAUGUACGCGAAAACGUAUCUAGAAAAAAUAAUGGUGUAUUUCAGAUGUCCUUUAAGUAAUGAAAAUAUAACAACUUCAAGUUUUGUGAUGUAUGAAACAGAGCAUAAAGCUAAUAUGGUUUUUGACGUUUUUCGAAUAAUUUUUACACACAUAUUACCGGUAAUUAUUAUACCUAUUGCUGCAUUGAUUCUUGUUAUGAAAUUAAAAGACGUCAAUAAUCGAAGAUCACGGAUGUCUUUUACAGUAAAAUCAAAUCAAAUCACAAAACUUGUGAUUUUUAUGUCUAUUGGGUUAACAACAUCUGAAUUUCGACGAGUACUGUCAUAUAUUAUUUAUCUCUCAUUUGAUUAUUUUACCUAUUCGUACAGUUCAUUGAUAAUUAUGCCAUAUAUUUUGGCAUACAUGUCAAUGAUCAAUGCAGCAUCUCAUUGUUUUAUGUGUUAUUAUUUAUGUGCGCAAUAUCGAUUGACUGCCAAUGAGAAAUUAUCUGAAAUUUAUGCAUUUAUAACAAUACCAUUUGAAAAAUUCCGGUGUAAAUAUUUUUGUGAAACGAGAGUUAUUAUAAUUGAAAGAUUUUGA